Molecule: messenger RNA, 935 nt
Organism: Branchiostoma floridae (Florida lancelet)
Lineage: Eukaryota; Metazoa; Chordata; Leptocardii; Amphioxiformes; Branchiostomatidae
Product: tripartite motif-containing protein 2-like
Exons: 1
Coding region: 42-791 (249 amino acids)
Biological process (GO): proteasome-mediated ubiquitin-dependent protein catabolic process; negative regulation of translation; protein polyubiquitination
Molecular function (GO): translation repressor activity; ubiquitin protein ligase activity; protein binding
Source: RefSeq, a predicted model, not a curated record
AAACUAUUGGGGAGGAAAGAAGUGAAUAUGGACUGUUUGACAUGCCCAUAUCACUCGCUGUCACCGCGGAUGGGGACAUUGUAGUGACUGAUUACAACAAAAGGUGUUUACAAUUUCUUGACAAAGAUUUUUCCCUCAAGCAGAAGGUCAAGUUGAGGUAUAAGCCUGAGUAUGUGGCGGCACUGACAAACGGUGAUCUGUUGGUGACAGGAGACGGACACCUGAUCCACGUACUAGACAAACAUGGGAGGAGGGGAGCACGUAUUUUCCAUGUAACAGGGGCUUUAGCGAAAGUUGAAACUACUAAAGGUAUCGCUGUUGACGGCUUGGGACGUAUUGUCGUCACUAUUGGGUACCAAGUAUUUGUGCUUAGUCCUAUUGGUGACGUCAUUCUGAAGUUCGGGGACAAAGGUCAAGGUCAGCAGCAAUUUGAUUCCUUUCUCCGUGUGGCCGUCAACAGCAGAAACCAAAUCAUCGUCAGUGACUGUAGCAACGGUAACCUGAAGAUAUUCAACCCCGCUGGUCUUCACCUGUUCACGUGCGGGUCACUCGGGUCGGGACCUGGUCAGUUGUACCGUCCCUACAGCGUCAUCACGGACAGUGAGGACAACAUCAUCCUGGCUGACUGUUACAACCGACGCGUUUCCGUGUUCAGUCGGGACGGCACGUUUAUCAGGCACUUGCUGACGAAGGAAGGACACGGACUGAAUUCUCCAACAGGACUUACACUAACUGAUGACUUAGACUUAGUUGUUUCUGAGAAUAAGUCUAUCAAGAUGUUCCAUUUGUAAAAGGGAAGGUAAAAAAAAAUGAAUUACUCCUGUCCUUUUAUCAAAGCGUCGCAAUGGGUAUUCUUGAAGUUACUGGAAAUGUUUUGUUGACAAGAGCCAAGAGCAUUAUUGCUGUUACUGUUGACCAUAUAGAACACCUCGCAG